Molecule: messenger RNA, 3698 nt
Organism: Astyanax mexicanus (Mexican tetra)
Lineage: Eukaryota; Metazoa; Chordata; Actinopteri; Characiformes; Acestrorhamphidae
Exons: 13
Coding region: 144-3125 (993 amino acids)
Source: RefSeq, a predicted model, not a curated record
AGCUAAGUCACCCCCCCAACACACACACACACACCCUCCCACACACAGUUCCACCCCCUAGCCCACAGUGCAGGUAUGACCUGACCUGCAGGCCCACAGCUCCUCAGGUGUAUCAGGUAAGCAGUCAGAGUCUCUCUCAGGUGAUGGAUCCUCAGAGUUCAGUGCUGAAGAGUAAACUACUGAACAUCAUUCCUGCUGGAAGACAACUGCAGAGAACCCCCCCUUCAACCCCGAGGAGAGAGCCGACCCCCGGUGGAGACACACACACUGUGAUAAAGGAGGAAACACACACUCCAGCAGAGAGACAGGCCGAGGACAGCGCCCCCAGCCGGCUGGAGUUGGUACUGAGCCCUGCAGUAAAGAAUGGGGAGAAAUCCAUCCGCAGGGCCAGCACCACGCCGGCAUCAGCGAACACGGGGGACGCUGACCCCGACACCUUCAUCCAGGGCAUGCAGGGGUAUCAGUGGACGGACGCGGAUCUGGAGUUCAUCCACCAGGUGAAGCAGCAGAAACAGGCGCAGCAGCUGCAGCUUUCAGAUAACCCCCUCCUGACCUGCUCACCUCCCUCUCCGGUGAUGGAUCCUCAGAGUUCAGUACUGAAGAGUAAACUACUGAACAUCAUUCCUGCUGGAAGACAACUCCAGAGAACCCCCCCGUCAACCCAGAGGAGAGAGCAGACCCCCGGUGGAGACACACACACUGUGAUAAAGGAGGAAACACACACUCCAGCAGAGAGUCGGGUGGAGGAAAGUGUUCUGAGUCCUGCAGUGAGGAAGGAGGUGAAAUGCAUCCGCAGGUCCAGCAUCACCUCAGCAUCAGCGAACACGGGGGACGCUGACCCCGACACCUUCAUCCAGGGCAUGCAGGGGUACCAGUGGACGGAUGCGGAUCUGGAGUUCAUCCACCAGGUGAAGCAGCAGAAACAGGUGCAGCAGCUGCAGCUCGAGCUGAGUGAUCUGCAGAGCUCCCUGAAGAGCGAGACUCAGAGGAUGGAGAUGGCUGUUGCUGCCCGAGACGAGCUUCAGUAUAAGUUUUCUAAGAAUCCUGUGUCCUGUGAGGUGCUGCUGCAGCUCUGUCGAGACGUUCUCCUGCGCUCGUGUUCUUCUGUUCAGCUGGAGGAUGUAGAAGAUGAAGCUCUGCUAAAGCAGCUCCAGCUGGGGGAGGUGCAGGACGCCGUCAGCGAGGAAUUUGAUAAAGUAAUUCACCUCGAGAGAGAGCUGACCAAAGCUCAGGAGAUCCGAAACAAAGAGGAGCAGAGGAUGAAAGAGGUCAACCUCUGCAUGAAGAACAUCCACACUGUGAAGGAAAACACUGAAGCCCUGAAGACAGAACUCUCUGAAUUAAAGGCCCAGCUGUCUGAGAAAAGGGAGGUGACAAAGGCAGCUCGAAUUAAGAACCACAAAACAGGUAAAACCAGGACUGAUCCUGCUGAUGUCCCAGAGAAUGAUACUCCCAAGGAGAAGGUAUCUUCUAAGGAGGAGGCCAUCAUUAAGGAGGACGCCACCACAAAAGAGAAGCCUGCCCCCAGGAGAAGAGCAGCUUCAAAAGAGAAGCUUACCUCAAAAGAGGAGGCUGCCCUCAAAGAUGUGGCCUCCAUGGAGGAGAAGGCUGCCCCCAAGAAAAGAGCUGCCCCAAAAAAGAAGCCUGUUUCUGAAGAGGAGACUGCUCUCAAAGAGGCUACUUCGAAAGAGACUGUUAUCCCCAAGAAGAGAGCACCUCCUAGAGCGAAGGCUGCCCCCAAAGAAGAGGCCAUCACAACACAGGAGGCCAGCUUAAAGGAAAAGGCUGCUCUCAAAGAGGAGGCCAUUGUGACGGUGGAGGCCACCUCGAAGGAGACGGUUGUCCCCAAGAAGAGAGCUGCCCCAAAAAAGAAGGCUGCCCCUGAAGAUGAGGCCUCCACAAGGGAGGAGACUGCUGCCAAAGAGGAGGACAUUGUAACAGAGGAGGCCACCUUGAAGGAGACGGUUAUCCCCAAGAAGAGAGCAGCUCCUAGAGCGAAGGCUGCUCCCAAGGAGGAGGCCACCAUGAAGAAGGAGGCCAUCCUCAACGAGAAGGAGGCCACAGCAAUUGAGAACACUACCGUAAAGGAGAAGGUUGCCCCAAAGAAAAGAGCUGCCCUCAAAUUGAGACCUGGGAUGAACGAUAAGACUGGCACAGAAGAGGAGACUACCACAAAGGACAAGGUUCUCCCCAAGAAGAUAGCACCUCCCAAAGAGAAGGAUGCUCCCAAAGAGGAGGCCACCUCGAAGGAGAAGGUUCUCUCCAAGAUAAGAGCAGCUCCCAAAGAGAAGGCCAUCGUGACUGAGGAGGCCGCUCCCAAGAAGAGGGCUGCCACCAAAGAGGAGGCCACCACAAAGAAGAAGGUUAUCCCCAAGAAGACAGCACCUCCUAAAGAGAAGGCUGCUUCCAAAGAGGAGGCCUCUACAAAGGAGGAGGUUAUCCCCAAGAAGAGAGCACCUCCUAAAGAGAAAGAUGCUCCUACAGAGGAGGAUGUCUCCAAAGAGGAGGCCACCACAAAGGAGAAGGUUCUCCCCAAGAAGAGAGCACCUCCUAAAGAGGAGGAUGCUCACCAAGAGGAGGCCAUCACGACAGAGCAAUCCACCACAAAGGAGAAAGCUGCUCCCAAGAAGAAAGCACCUCUCAAAGAGAACGCUGCGCCCAAAGAGGAAGCAGUCACGACAGAGGAGGCCGCCUCGAAGAAGAAGGUUAUCCCCAAGAAGAGAGCACCUCCCAAAGAGAAGCCUUCGUCAAAAGGGAAGACUGCCCCUGAAGAGGAGGCCAUUGUGAUGGAGAAGGCUGCUCCCAAGAAGAGAGCAGCUCCUAGAGGGAAGGCUGCUCCCAAGGAGGAGGCCACCGUGAAGGAGGAGGCCGUCCUCAAUGAGAAAGCACUCUCCAGAAAGAAGACAACCACAAAGGGAAGACCUUCAAAGGAUACAAACCUAGACAAGGUUCUACAAGAGGAACAAGCAGAAACGAGUCCUCAGCCACCAGAGAUGCAGAAAUCAUCAAAAACCCGCAAGACAGGCAGACCCCCAAAAGUGCAGAAAUCUCAAAGCCCCUCAGAGAGUGAUUCUCAAUCGGUCUGCCGCUCGAAAAGAGCUGCCACCAAAUCUACCAGAGAGUGAGAUGACCAAUAAGAAAACAGAAUGCAGUUUCAGACAGGGAUAGUCAUAAAAAGGUACUGAACUUAGCACUUAGACCCUGUUCAGACCUGGAAUUAACAUUUUUCCUGGAUAAUCUGGUCAUAAUUGUCCAAUCUUGUGGACAAACUGCAAUCUGAUUCGUCAAAUCACCUCCAGAGGUGGACGCAUAUUACGUCUUCAAACAGCAAAGCCCCGCCCACAAUAGCGGCGUCACUGGCCUCUGCUGGAACAGGUGUAAUAAUCACGAGACCACACCAUCCACCGUCCAAGCGGGUUAGCUGAGCAUAGUACAACAACAGUCUAAUGGAUAAAUUAGGGUAAUACUUGUGACUUGUAGCUCCCUUACCACACACAGUUUAGGCUCAGGAAAUGUGAACUGAAACAUCUUUAUUUAUUUAUAUUGAUUUAAUAAGAAUUAAAAUAAUGUAUUUGUCCCCUGAUAUAAAGCUGCUUAGUUUAGGGGAGUAACUGUACUGGGCUCUGUUUAAGAUGCUAGAGCUCAGUGUUUUCACUGUUCCUUUACUGACCUCUUGUGGCACAUUUAUUCUUGUUUUA